GGGCUCUAGACCAAGCAGUCGCUGGAAAACAAGUUUUGGUGCCAGAGCCUUCAGUGGGCUGAAAGGCUGCUUUUCAGAGACAGCCCUCAUUUCCCUCCUCGCAGGCCCAUGGACACAGUGCGGAUUGCAGUCAUUGGAGCAGGCGUGAUAGGGCUUUCUACUGCCGUGUGCAUUUCCAAAUUGGUUCCCGGAUGCUCCAUUACAGUCAUCUCAGACAAGUUUACUCCUGAUACCACCAGUGACGUGGCGGCUGGGAUGCUUAUUCCUCAUAUUUAUCCAGACACGCCUAUUCACACCCUGAAGCAGUGGUUUAGAGAGACCUUCGAUCACCUGUCUACAAUCGCCUGUUCUGCAGAAGCGGCAGAUGCUGGUGUUCAUCUGGUGUCGGGUUGGCAGAUAUUUCGGAGCAUUCCUACUGAAGAAGUGCCAUUCUGGGCUGAUGUGGUUCUGGGAUUUCGAAAGAUGACAAAGGCAGAGCUGAAGAAAUUCCCUCAGCAUGUGUUUGGUCAGGCUUUUACAACCCUGAAAUGUGAAACCUCUGCCUACCUCCGGUGGUUGGAGAAAAGGGUAAAGGAAAGUGGAGGUCUGCUACUCACCAGACGAGUGGAAAACCUGUGGCAGCUUCAGCCGUCCUUUGACAUCGUGGUCAACUGUUCGGGCCUGGGAAGCCAACAACUUGCAGGAGACUCAACGAUUUCCCCUGUGAGGGGCCAAGUGCUCCAAGUUCAGGCCCCCUGGGUGAAGCAUUUUAUCCGAGAUGGAAGCGGGCUGACAUAUAUUUACCCUGGUGCAUCCCAUGUAACCCUGGGUGGAACUAGGCAAAAAGGAGACUGGAAUUUGUCCCCAGAUGCAGAAAUUAGCAGACAUAUUUUCUCCCGAUGUUGUGCGCUGGAACCUUCCCUCCACAGAGCCUUCAUCAUAAAGGAGAAGGUGGGCUUGAGGCCCGUCAGGCCGGGUGUGCGGCUGCAGAAAGAGCUCCUAGCCCAGGGGGGACGGAGGUUGCCUGUGGUUCACCACUAUGGCCACGGGAGUGGGGGCAUUUCGGUGCACUGGGGCUCUGCUCUGGAGGCCACCAGACUGGUCAGUGAGUGUGUCCAGGCCCUCAGGAUCCCAUCUCCUACAUCAAAGUUAUAGAUGACACAAAAAGACAGCAAAUAGCCCCAGAGACUAUUGAUCAAAGCACAAUUUAAACUCCAGAACAGGUUCAAAUAACUUUUCAAUUGCAUCAAAGCUUAAUUAGACCUUCUUUGUUUUUAAAAUUAGAAAGGAUGCAGCAUGUAUCCAUAGACUUAGGAAGUCUACCACUAACGACACAGGGCACCGAACUAUUUUUGUUUAAAAAGUACUUGUUCUGUAGGCUAAGAUCAUUUUUGGAACUGAUAUUCAAGGAUUUAUGCUGAUUUACAUGAAAGUCAGAAGUUACAGGGAUUUUGAUAUCUUUUGGCUCAUAAAUCCACAAGAGGAGAUAAUGUAUGGAAAACAAGUCAUUGUUGAUUGCAGAGCUGCACACGAUCCUCCUAGGUUAUAGCCAAGUGAGCAUUAUAAUCCCUCUAAAUAAAAUGACAUGGUGAUCAUCCACUGCAGAGUUGGUACAUUUAACUGAAGACAAAGCAUGAUUACUGUUAGGACUUGGCAACCUCUCCCUCCUCUCUGCUGGUAAUGGUGGUGGAAGACAGAUGCGGUUGCCCAUGGAUAUGGCAUCAGUUCAGUAACUGCCUGGGGCCCAUCACCCAAGGGUUGUGUGUUUCAUUACCACACAUGAUUGACAGCCAGACUGUAUGGUUCACUUUGCCUCAGCAUUUUUGAAGAUUGAAUAAUACAUACAGCCAAAGAGCUAAUUUACUAAUUGAGAUGGAAUAAUCAUUCUGAAUGAAAUAAAGCCAAAAAGUAUUUUUCAGGCUUUAAAAAGUAUGGAGGAGGAGGGGAAUGUGUGUCACAAAGUGAGUUUGGGAAUUUCUGAGUUAAAUAAAUGUAACCUGACUUUUGACCCAGAUCCUUUAAUGGAUCCGUGUGUACUGUGAAUCCUCAGGAAGUCUUUUGGCUUGGGUGGAUGUGAAAGGAGGUGCUAUUCAUCAAGGUGGGGAAUAUUGAGAAGAAAUGAAUUUAAUUUUAAUUUUGGGGGCAAUGUCUUAAGUUUAGUGAUAAUAAAUUCUAUUUUAGAUAUUCUGGGGGAGAUAUGGAGUUGGCCAUGAAAAUGUGGGAAAGAGAAGAGAAAUCUAUGAUUUGACAUCUUUGUUCAUUGAGCUUUUGCAUAUGAUUUUAUUCAAAAUGAACAUUCUGCUGGAAGCACAGAGGUGCCAUGAAUUCAGUAGUCUAUUAAAAACUCUCAAGUUUAAGCAAAUAUGAGACCUUGUCUAGAGAUGUCCACCAGGGGGUGGUGUUGCAUCAAGUUCAGACAAAUGGUACACAGGAAAUUUUAGAAACGACUAGAAAUAAAAAAAUAGAUACAAAGUGUGGGGAGUGUGUGUGCAAUUUUUUGAGGUUUCAGAGUUUAUACAGUCAAAAUUCGAUUAUUCUGUUUAAAGUACGUGGAAAAUGACUGAAUUUCCAUAGAUUGAAAACACAUGUACCUAUCAUGUAAAAUACAUGAAAAAUAAUGUUAUGAUAAAUUGGCAUUUUAAAGGAGGACUUAAGGUUUUUUUUUAAUGUUUAAA
Messenger RNA from Sciurus carolinensis (gray squirrel), 2654 nucleotides. RefSeq names its product D-aspartate oxidase (gene Ddo). The coding region runs from base 109 to 1134 and encodes 341 amino acids. The transcript has 5 exons. Lineage: Eukaryota; Metazoa; Chordata; Mammalia; Rodentia; Sciuridae. Gene Ontology annotation, molecular function: FAD binding; D-amino-acid oxidase activity. The record is from RefSeq and is a predicted model, not a curated record.